Molecule: messenger RNA, 1426 nt
Organism: Centropristis striata (black sea bass)
Lineage: Eukaryota; Metazoa; Chordata; Actinopteri; Perciformes; Serranidae
Product: testisin-like
Exons: 7
Coding region: 1-975 (324 amino acids)
Biological process (GO): proteolysis
Molecular function (GO): serine-type endopeptidase activity
Source: RefSeq, a predicted model, not a curated record
AUGGCAGCCCGGACUUUGUGGAUAGUCCUGAUGUGUUCAGUCCUCACCGGGACAGGAUCACAGGCUCAGGAUUGUGGAGUGGCACUACUGAACACAAAAAUAGUGGGCGGUGAGAAUGCCACAGCUGGCUCAUGGCCCUGGCAGGUCAGUGUCCACCUCAAUAUUUCUCAGUUUGUCGGUCACAUCUGUGGAGGGACCCUCAUCAGUGACGAGUGGGUGCUCACAGCAGCCCACUGCAUCGUAAGAAGCUCAACUGAUGUAUGGAUUCUCUAUUUGGGAAGAGAGACUCAGUCCGGACCUAAUGUUCAUGAAGUGAACCGUCACGUGUCACAGAUCAUCGUCCAUUCUGGUUACAAUAGCACAACAUUUGACAACGACAUUGCCCUGAUGAAGCUCAGCCGCCCCGUCACUUUUACUAACUACAUCAGACCUGUCUGUCUUGCCAGUAACUCCAGCCAGUUUCACAACUCCACCCCCUGCUGGACCACAGGCUGGGGCAGAUUUGGAAGUGAUCAACCAGGCGCUGACUCACUGCAGGAGGUCGAGGUUCCUGUCAUUGGAGAAAAGGAGUGCUUUUGCAACUACCGCUUUGUUGUACCGAUCACUGAAGAAAUGAUUUGUGCCGGAAAAGAGAACAAAGGCGCAUGCUUUGGGGACUCUGGGGGACCUCUGCAAUGCAAACAAGACUCAAACUGGAUCCAGGCUGGUAUUACUAGUUUUGGAAUACCUUGUGCCCUGGCCAAUUUCCCUGCAGUCUAUGCCCGAUUGUCUGAGUUCCAGAGUUGGAUCCUGGAUCAAGUGGGGGGAGCGAAUGUUAGCUUUGUGACUUACAACUCCACCGGCACAGACCAAGAUGACAGCUUUGUGUGUCGCACAAAUAUGACCACGAAUUCCACCGCAUCGACUGCAGCAGCUGAGCUUACAUUUGUUGGUGUCUUGGUGACAUUGUUCCAGCAGCACAUUGUAGCACCAUAGCACAGUUGGCACUAACAACUUCUUGAUUUUCUAUUCUGUUGGGCUAUGUUUGCCAUUACAUUUAUUUUUAGAAAUAUUACAUUCAUGUAUAACAUGACACGGACUGUAGUGGAAUUUGUGUGGUGGAGGGGUCAUCAAACUGGAGCUUUAGAUCAGAUUUUUCGAAGCAUGUUUUGUAUUGCACAUAUUUCUUUCCUACUGGCCGAUAUUAAUGUAACUAAUUGCAUUUAAAAUACAUCUUUGCACCAAUCAUUUUCAUGGAUAAUGGUAUAAAGCUUUUACCACAAUAAACCUAAAAAUAAAACAAAUUACUGUAAGUUUUCUCUGUUGGUCACAAUGGGUUGAAAUGGAUUCUGUCAAAUUGAAUCCGUGUAUCUUCCGUUCAAUCUAUAUCCGUUUGGAAAUCAAAACACAGAUAAGGAAAAGUGACCUGUUUUUUUCAAUAAUCAAC